AGUUACGCGCCGACGUCACCACGUCCGUACGUGCUACGUCAUCGCCACCGGUGCACUUCCUUCAUCCGGGUAGUAGAUUUUGAGGUCUGUCCGUUUGUCACCCUGAGAGACCUCCUCGCUCCGCAGUCGGUUCAGAUGGAGUGGCUCCGUGGCUGCAGUGGGAGGCUGCUGGUGCUGGUGCAGGUGCUGCUGUGGGGCUGGGCGAGGGGCUCCGAGCUCACCUUCGAGCUGCCCGACAACGCCAAGCAGUGCUUCUACGAGGAUAUCACAAUAGGCACGAAGUGCACCCUCGAGUUUCAGGUCGUGACUGGAGGCCAUUAUGACGUUGACUGUCGUCUGGAGGAUCCGGACGGUACAGUUAUGUACAAAGAAAUGAAGAAGCAAUAUGACAGUUUUACGUUCACAGCUGCCAAAAAUGGCACCUACAAGUUCUGUUUCAGCAACGAAUUCUCCACCUUUACCCACAAGACUGUGUACUUUGACUUUCAAGUCGGCGAAGAUCCUCCACUUUUCCCCAAUGAAAACAGAGUGACUGCACUCACCCAGAUGGAAUCGGCAUGUGUCUCUAUCCACGAAGCCCUGAAGUCGGUGAUCGACUAUCAGACACACUUCCGUCUGAGGGAGGCUCAGGGCCGCAGCAGAGCAGAAGACCUCAACACUAGAGUGGCGUUCUGGUCCAUCGGUGAGGCUUUCAUCCUGCUGGUGGUCAGUAUCAGUCAAGUUGUUCUGCUGAGGAGCUUCUUUUCAGACAAGAAAACCACCACAACUCGUGUGGGAUCCUAACGUCCCUGGUUAAUUUCGGUCUCUCUCUCUCACACACGCAAGGGACUAAAGGCAUCCAUAGAUAUCAUGGUCUGUUUUCAAAUUUUAGGACUCCAUACACAAAAAGAUUAUUUAAAGGUGUUAUUGUUUGGCCUGGCAUCUUUUAGCGCUACGUAUUGAUUUAGGUUUCAUAUCCUCUGCUAUUUUCAAUGUUAAGAAGUAAACAUCUUAAUUUAUUAUGUGGGUGUGCAUUUAAUUUUUACACUGUUAGAAAGCAUUUAAAGGUAUGUUUUGUUCAUUGGGUAACUUGAGACCUACUUAACACACACUUGGCUCUUCAGAUGUAAAAGAAAUUAUAAAUUGCUCAUGGUACAUGGUGCUCAAUCAGAUGUUAGCGGUAGGACUUCACAGUAUUAUUUGUGAAAAAAUGAAUGGCCCCAAUUACCCAAUAUGCUCCUAAGUAGUCAUUUGGAAGUAUAUUGGCACCAUCAGAUCUGUGAAAAAAGAAGUCAUUUUAGUUUUAGCUCACUUCUGCUUCUCAUAUCUUUUGGUAUUUUGCUUUUUGUGAUUUACUUAUUGUUGCCUUUGAGUAGUGGUAUAGGCACAUAUCCUUUUUUUCCCCUUUGGUGCAGUCAUCUGCUUGCUGAUACUCAGCUGUUACAUUUUUGAAAGAUCCAGAAAAAUACAUUUUGUACAGGUUGGCUUAACCUUUAGCUUCAAGAAGCAAAAUAUGGAUAGCAGGCAUUUUCAAAGAUGUGUAAUCUUGGAAAUUCAUAUACCUAUGGAUGGUCAGAGUUUUCUCUUUAUUCAAUGUUUUUUUUUUUUCUCAUUUUCUGAUUGUUUUCAUGGUUGCGCUCAAAUAACAACCUUGAGUCAAUAUGCGGAGACACUCCAGAAGGUUUAGUAUUUGAGUUUGAAUGACUGCAUGUAUAAGAUCUUAUAUUGCAAUGGUGGCUUUCCUGCUCAGGAAUUAAGCCUAAUCCUAGUCUUAGUCUAGGAUUAGGCUUAGUCUAGGCAGAAGACUACCUUGUCUUCAGCAACCUGACUGCAGUCUAAAAAGGAUUUCUCUGACUCGGCCCUGUUCCAGGAGAACCGUCCUCCUCUAGGGUUCAGCUCCAUUCCUGGUUUAACGUACUUUGCUCUUAGCAUUCAGAUGCUCUUGAAGACCCUAAUGAAGCAAGCCAGAGGAACUCCAGCAGAAGGGUAGUGCUCCUUGAAGAUUCCAGAGUUUAAUUUCAUUUGGGCUCCUCAACCACAUCAUAGGCUGUGGAGUCUACAUUGUCAGAGGCACUGGUUUUAUUUUUUGUGAGUGUAAUCAAUCAAGUGUAAUUUCUUUCAGCCAAAGAUCACUUUUGUGAUUAGAGGGUUUCUUUGGUUUUAAUUUCAUAUAAUGUAGACAGGAAUGUGUGAAACACUACCACCACGUAUAUGCUGAAAGGAAGCAAAUGCUUCACUGAGGUAAGGAAACAACAUUUCGUGCGUAGAUAAGUUUUUACAAAAUGUUUGCAAAAAAUUACACAAAAAUGUGAGUUGUAAUAAACCCCAGGGUUGCAGUAGAGCAGAACACCUCCACUUUUCUGUGGCAUUCUGGUGCAUUCGAGGAGGCUUUCUUUCUGUUGGUGGUCAGUAUGAGUCCGAAAGGUGCCGUAUUUUCCAGUCAUGUCUGUUGGUAAGCAGCUGUUCAAGGAAAUUAAACCACCCCUUGCUCUAAUCAGAAUGCCUGCAGCUUUCUACAGGAAAAGGGCGAUUAUCAACAAAAAUGUUUGGGUUGAUUUAUCAAAUUUAAAAUAUUAGCACAAAAGUUCCAAAAUUAUUUGUUGCUGAAGUUUUCCACCGGUAUCAGUAUAGAGUUAAGUGUGGGUUAAGUGGUAUUCUGCAUACUGCGGAUUGUGUGGAGUAGUUUGUUGCUUUUCAUGAAACAGCUUUACAGAAGGUUGCUCUAAUUGUGAGUUCAUCUUUGGUCUUUAAAGUUUUUUUCACCACAAUGUUCAUUGUACACUGGUUUAUUUUUGAGAGUCUAAUUGUACACUGAUUUAUUCAGACUUUAACUUGUGAACAUGAGACCUUGUAUGCUUCUUCACUUCAACAGCCACUCUGUUGUAUGUCAGUGAUAUCUAGUGUACAGAAUCAAUAAAUCUGAGAUCCAUAUAA
Molecule: messenger RNA, 2913 nt
Organism: Pygocentrus nattereri (red-bellied piranha)
Lineage: Eukaryota; Metazoa; Chordata; Actinopteri; Characiformes; Serrasalmidae
Gene: tmed7
Product: transmembrane p24 trafficking protein 7
Exons: 4
Coding region: 136-783 (215 amino acids)
Biological process (GO): intracellular protein transport; endoplasmic reticulum to Golgi vesicle-mediated transport; Golgi organization
Cellular component (GO): endoplasmic reticulum; Golgi apparatus; COPII-coated ER to Golgi transport vesicle
Source: RefSeq, a predicted model, not a curated record